Leguminivora glycinivorella is the source of this 2722-nucleotide messenger RNA. RefSeq names its product glutamate receptor ionotropic, kainate 2 (gene KaiR1D). NCBI's taxonomy places the organism in Eukaryota, Metazoa, Arthropoda, Insecta, Lepidoptera, Tortricidae. Bases 73 to 2676 code for a protein of 867 amino acids. Gene Ontology annotation, biological process: synaptic transmission, glutamatergic; modulation of chemical synaptic transmission; monoatomic ion transport. The record is from RefSeq and is a predicted model, not a curated record. Gene Ontology annotation, molecular function: transmitter-gated monoatomic ion channel activity involved in regulation of postsynaptic membrane potential; glutamate-gated receptor activity. The transcript is spliced from 17 exons. Gene Ontology annotation, cellular component: postsynaptic membrane; plasma membrane.
CCUAAACCGACUAUGAACAUGACAACGAAUUUUUAAUAGUGUGUGUGCGUGUGUAGUGUUUGCCGUUUUAAAAUGAGAGGAGCCAAGGCGAUUUAUCUGAUCCUGUUUUUUGGACACCUUUCUGCGUUGCCGGAUACGAUAAGGAUUGGUGGCCUCUUCCACCCUGAAGAUGACAAGCAGGAGGUAGCGUUCCGCUACGCUGUUGAGCGCGUGAACGCCGACCGAGCUGUUCUGCCACGCGCCAAGCUGCUGGCGCAAGUUGAGACCAUCUCACCGCAGGACAGCUUCCACGCUUCUAAGAGAGUAUGCCACCUGCUCCGAAGCGGCGUGGCGGCUAUCUUUGGGCCGCAGAGCGCCCCGGCGGCCGCGCACGUGCAGUCCAUCUGUGACACCAUGGAGCUGCCCCACCUGGAGACUCGGUGGGACUACCGGACGCGACGCGAGUCGUGCCUCGUCAACCUGUACCCGCAUCCAGCUGCUUUGAGCCGGGCGUACGUGGACCUGGUGCGAGCGUGGGGUUGGAAGUCGUUCACAAUCGUGUACGAGAACAGCGAGGGUCUAGUUCGACUUCAGGAGUUACUGAAGGCCCAUGGGCCUUUGGAGUUGCCGGUCGCCGUGAGGCAGCUGCCAGAUUCCCAUGACUACAGGCCUCUGCUUAAGCAAAUCAAGAACUCAGCAGAGUCGCACAUAGUACUGGACUGUGCGACCGACAGAAUACGAGAUGUUCUUCAGCAAGCACAACAGAUCGGGAUGAUGUCGGACUACCAUAGCUAUCUCAUCACUUCUCUGGACUUGCAUAGCGUUGACCUAGAAGAAUUCAAAUACGGUGGCACUAAUAUAACCUCACUAAGGUUGCUAGACCCUGAAAGAGCUGACGUCCAAAGAGUAGUGAGAGAUUGGGUCUAUGAUGAAGCAAGGAAAGGAAGGAAAUUGCAACUGGGACAUACCUCUGCUAAGGAAAACAUGACCUUUAUAAAGACCGAAACUGCGUUAAUGUACGACGCCGUGCAUUUAUUCGCAAAAGCUUUACACGACCUGGACACGUCACAGCAGAUUGACGUGCGGCCUCUGUCUUGCGAGGCCGAAGACACAUGGCCUCAUGGGUAUAGCCUCAUCAAUUAUAUGAAGAUCGUAGAGAUGAAGGGAUUAACCGGAGUUAUAAAGUUUGACCAUCAAGGAUUCAGGAGCGACUUCACCCUCGACAUAAUAGAACUCACAAGGGACGGCCUCCAGAAAGCCGGUAUUUGGAACUCAUCGGAAGGCGUGAACUACACUCGAUCUUACGGUGAAAAUCAGAAGCAGAUUGUCGAGAUAUUGCAAAACAAAACAUUAAUAGUGACGACGAUUUUGAGUGCUCCAUAUUGUAUGCGGAAGGAAGCAAGCGAGAAGUUGACAGGAAAUGCGCAAUUCGAAGGGUACGCCAUCGAUCUCAUUCAUGAGAUAUCUAAAAUUCUGGGCUUCAAUUACACAUUCAAGCUCGCGCCUGACGGCAGAUACGGCUCCUUCAAUCGGGAAACUAAAGAAUGGGAUGGCAUGAUAAGAGAAUUGUUAGAACAACGUGCUGACGUAGCCAUUGCGGAUUUAACCAUUACAUACGACAGGGAGCAAGUGGUCGACUUCACAAUGCCUUUCAUGAACCUCGGAAUUUCGGUACUCUACCGCAAACCUAUAAAACAACCGCCGAACCUGUUUUCGUUUCUCUCGCCAUUGUCUCUGGACGUCUGGAUUUAUAUGGCCACCGCAUAUUUGGGCGUUUCAGUGCUUCUAUUUAUUUUGGCCAGGUUCAGCCCGUACGAGUGGGACAGCCCGAGGAACUGUCUUGACGAGCCGCAGGUGCUGGAGAAUCAAUUCACUCUGUUGAACUCGCUGUGGUUCACUAUCGGCUCCUUGAUGCAGCAAGGUUCGGAUAUCGCACCGAAAGCGGUUUCAACGAGAAUGGUGGCGGGAAUGUGGUGGUUCUUCACUUUGAUCAUGAUAUCAUCGUAUACCGCGAAUUUGGCCGCAUUUCUUACCGUCGAGCGCAUGGACUCGCCUAUUGAGAGCGCGGAAGAUCUCGCAAAACAGACAAAAAUCAAGUAUGGCGCUUUGAAAGGAGGGUCCACCGCUGCUUUCUUCAGGGACUCAAACUUCUCGACUUACCAGCGCAUGUGGUCGUUCAUGGAGUCUGCGAGGCCGUCUGUAUUCGCGACUAGUAACAAAGAGGGGGAGGAGCGCGUGAUGAGAGGCAAGGGCGCGUACGCGUACCUCAUGGAAUCUACAACCAUCGAGUAUGUGGUCGAGCGGAAUUGCGACCUCACGCAAGUCGGGGGCAUGCUCGACUCUAAAGGCUACGGGAUCGCGAUGCCGCCUAAUUCCCCAUACCGAACUGCUAUCAGUGGUGCUGUUUUAAAACUACAAGAGGAAGGAAAAUUGCAUAUUUUGAAAACGAAAUGGUGGAAAGAGAAAAGAGGCGGAGGAUCAUGUAGGGACGAGACAUCAAAAUCGUCGUCGACAGCAAACGAGCUGGGUCUCGCCAAUGUCGGCGGCGUAUUCGUAGUGCUGAUGGGAGGGAUGGGUGUGGCGUGUGUCAUCGCUGUCUGCGAGUUUGUGUGGAAGAGUCGCAAAGUCGCUGUGGAUGAACGGGUGAGUUUACCUUAUAACGAGUCUAUGGUAGAAGAGCCAGACGCAACAACAUAGUGUGAGUAAAGUAUCCCCAUAACAUAAAUUGACGGCCCGAUUCAAA